AUGGUGAAACUACUGAGCGCCGCCCUUCUGCUCCUCUGCUUGGGACACAUCGCCUAUGCUUGGUGUCCCUGGGCCAAGACGAGACUGCUCACGAUCAACAAGAACAGCGUGAAGCAGCUGAAAGAAAUGGAUGAGCACGUCAUACCCGUCAUCUACGAGGCUUUGAAGCACGUGAAGAUGAUAUCCCAGAAUGCCACAACCUGGAGCAGGCAACAUCUGGCCCUCUUUAAAAACUUCCUCAGUCAGCAAGUUGAGGAGCUGGAGAAAUGCGUUGAAAAGAUGACGCUGGCAGGUGAUGGAGGUUCUGAAGAAACCAGUUAUCCGGCACUGAAUGCAUAUUUCCAAAAGCUGAGUGAUUUUCUCGAGAAAAAGGAGCUUUCCGGAAAGUUCUGCGGAUGGGAAGUAGUGAGGAAGGAAGUUAUCGUCAAUCUGGAGUUCCUCAACAAGUUCCUUGACAACAGGAAAAAACGCCGUUAA
Molecule: messenger RNA, 477 nt
Organism: Scleropages formosus (Asian bonytongue)
Lineage: Eukaryota; Metazoa; Chordata; Actinopteri; Osteoglossiformes; Osteoglossidae
Product: interferon beta-like
Exons: 4
Coding region: 1-477 (158 amino acids)
Biological process (GO): defense response
Cellular component (GO): extracellular region
Molecular function (GO): cytokine receptor binding
Source: RefSeq, a predicted model, not a curated record